CGCAGGACGGCUUCGGAAUGGCGGUCAACGGGGAAGCGGCGUCCCAGGCGGGCGCUGCCGGCGCAGCAGGCGCGUUGAGUCUGCCCGCUCCGCAGGGCUCGUCGCUGGUCGAACGGGGCAGCCUCGGGGGUUUCCAGCUGACCCCCGUCGCGCGGAAGGCGGAUCCCUUGGACCUGGUGGCUCUGGCGGAGGAAGUGCAGAAGGCCGAUGAUUUUGUCCGAGCAAAUGCCUGCAACCGACUGACUGUCAUAGCCGAACAAAUCCGUUACCUGCAAGAACAAGCCCGGAAGGUUUUGCAAGAUGCAGCCAAAAAUGCCGACUUGCACCACGUGGCCUGCAACUUUGUGAAGAGGCCGGGAAAUGUCUACUACCUGUACAGACGGAAAAGCGGGCAGAGAUAUUUCUCCAUCUUAUCGCCUAAGGAAUGGGGCCCCAGCUGCCCCAGUGAGUUCCUCGGCGCUUACAGACUGCAGCAUGACAUGUCCUGGACCCCUUCGGAGGACAUUGAGAAGCGAGAAGCGGAGCUGAAUGUCUUGGAGAAGCUGCUGAGCCAGCAAGCCGCUCUCCCGCCCUGCACCGAGCCAAACUUCCAGGGCCUGACCAUGUGAAGUCGCUUCACGGGCAACUCGAAUGGAGGCAGCUUGUGGGAGGCGCCACUGUUCCUUUCCUGGACUUGCAGUGUGGGGCCAGAACUGCAAGAGGAGCAUCUUCAGAGCGCUGUUACCUCAGGCUGCUGUCUGGAAGUGUUGGACUGGGUCCCCUCCCAUUGAUCCGUGAACAUGAACAAACAAGGGCUGUUUUUAGGUAGCUUGCGGUUGGUUUUCUUCAAGUGUUUGCACAGUUUUUGGUUAAGCGGUUUGGCUGUGAAUCAGCACUCUGCUGGUUCGAAUCCCACUACUGCCGUGAGGUCAUUUGGGAAUAAUAACACUUACUUGUUUACUGGUCUGAGUGGGGCACUCAUCUGUCUAAGAGAGCAGUAUAUAAGCAUAGUUAUCAUUAUCCACUUAGAAAGAGGCCUCUGUAUCCAAAGUUGAUGCCUGCUGGAGGGCAACCCGAGAUGAGUUUCCAGUUGCCAGAUCUGUAAUGAUCAGUAAAUUUUCCUCUAAUGGCUUCUGUCUUUUGAUCCCAUUUUAAUCCUGCUUUUCCACUAAGGAGCUCGGAGAGGCGAACGUGGUUCUCCUGUUUUCUGUUUUUUUCCUUCACAAUCCUAUCAGGCAGACUAGACAGACAGACACAGUUCUUUUGUGUGUGUGUGUGUGUGUGUGUGUGGUGUGUGUGUGUGUGUGUGUGUGUGUGUGAGAGAGAGAGAGAGAGAGAGAGAGAGAGAAAGAGAACAAGAUUUACAGAGCGUAAAAUUCAAGAGCCAGAGCUUCCUUCUUCAGAUACCAAGAGAAGAAGGUGCCUCUAAGGUGCCACUGGACUCAAAUCCUGCUGUUCCACUGCAGGCCAACACAGCUACCCACCUAAACUAUGGCUGAGUGGGCAUUCGAACCUGGGUGUCCACAGAUUGGUCCCGACACUAACAAAUAGGUCCCCCUGACUUUUCUGAGCCACUGAUCCCAUUUUAUUCUUGAGUUUAAGUGCAGCCUGUGUUAGUCAGUAUUGGGUUUCUUGUAGCAUCUCCUGACUAAGUGUGUGAUCCGGAAGCCAAAGCUUUGACAGGGACCUUAAACCACUAAAGUUUUGGUAGUGGAUCUUAAACCAUUUGUUGUUCUCUUGGCCCCUAUCACCAAAUCUGGGGGUGAUAAUACUGUCUUAUUUUGCAGCGCUGUUGUAAAAUGAUCGAGCUAAAGAGUGAAGCGUUUGGAAGACAUUGAGUGUGGCAAAUAAAUUGCUAAAUAUU
Molecule: messenger RNA, 1843 nt
Organism: Eublepharis macularius
Lineage: Eukaryota; Metazoa; Chordata; Lepidosauria; Squamata; Eublepharidae
Gene: C17H1orf50
Product: chromosome 17 C1orf50 homolog
Exons: 4
Coding region: 18-608 (196 amino acids)
Source: RefSeq, a predicted model, not a curated record